CACUGUGCGAAAAUACUGGUGGGCGGAGACUACUGUGGGAACGUAGAUUUUUGUACCUGUCUGCUGCUGAGCUAGUCUGAUUUACCGUUAAUUUGUUUAGUGUGCGACUGUUCUGUUUAUAUAAAAGGACUCGUAUGUUGCAAGGAGAAGUAGACGCAUCGCGCGCUGACAACUUUUCCUCACACCAUGGAGAAACAGUUGCAUUUGAAUUUGCUAGCCUCCAAACCUCCUAUGGCAGGUUUGCAGUCGGGGUCUAAAAUAAGAAUGGGGCCAGGAAGAAAACGAGAUUAUUCCCCCCUUCCCUGGAGUCAGUACUUUGAAACCAUUGAGGACGUGGAGGUGGAAAAUGACAACAACAAAGAAACAUUCAGAAUUUACAGCAGUGGCUCUAUUGGUCCAGUGUUGCUGUUGCUUCAUGGAGGAGGACAUUCUGCACUUUCCUGGGCCGUCUUUACUUCUGUUAUAUGCAGCAGGAUUAACUGCAGGGUUGUUGCUAUCGACCUCAGAGGACAUGGUGAUACUAAAGUAAAGAACUCCGAUGACCUCUCUGCUGAGACAAUGGCAAAGGAUAUUGGAAAAGUAGUGGAGGCACUUUAUGGUGAAAACCCACCCCCUAUCAUGAUGAUCGGUCACAGUAUGGGUGGAGCAAUAGCAGUUCACACUGCCGCAGCCAAUCACGUGCCAUCACUCCUUGGUCUUUGUGUAAUUGAUGUAGUGGAAGGUACAGCAAUGGAUGCCUUGAACAGCAUGCAAAACUUUCUGAGAAGUCGACCAAAAACCUUUAAAUCUGUGGAGAACGCUAUUGAAUGGAGUGUAAAAAGUGGUCAAAUCAGGAAUGUUGAGUCUGCACGGGUGUCCAUGGUUGGACAGGUAAAAAAAUGUGAGGAGCCCUUAAGCAGUCCAGGGGUCUCCAAGAGCAUAGUUGAAGGAAUUAUUGAAGAAGAAGAGGAGGAGGAUGAAGAAGAAACCGAAUCCAACCACAAAAGGAGAAAAGAAGAUGAUCAAGAAAUAAAGAAAGAAAGUUUGUACACCUGGCGUAUUGAAUUGUCAAAGACAGAGAAGUAUUGGGAAGGCUGGUUUAAAGGACUGUCUGCUCUGUUUCUAAGCUGCGGUGUGCCAAAAUUACUUCUGCUGGCUGGUGUUGACAGGCUUGAUAAAGAUCUUACUAUUGGGCAAAUGCAGGGAAAGUUUCAGAUGCAGGUUCUUCCACAGUGUGGCCAUGCUGUUCAUGAAGAUGCCCCAGAAAACGUAGCUGAUGCUCUAGCCACUUUUAUGGUCCGUCACAAAUUCACUGAAUUUAAGGAGGGCUUCCCAUGACGCUGUUGAGUCUCCACCUGUAGUCUUCAUCCAGUUUCAUGUCAUCCUCUCCGCCGUCUUGCUCUACACCAGGGAUUACAGUACAACCAAAACCAUGGCAACGCCUCUGCUGCAAUAUCAUUCUUAGCAUUUCGUUCUUAAAUUAUAUUCAGUUUUGUAUGUCUUUCUGUAUAUUUGCUGUAGUCACUAUUAUUAUAAUGAACAUUUUGACAAGAUAAAUUGAUAAUAAAAUAAUAAUAAUUUAAUAAAGGUAUGUACAUUUACAUUUUUUAUUUCCGCCUAAACUAAUUUCUUUUGCAUUUUCUCUGAUGCCUUGCUUGUUGUUGUUGUAUUUAGGAUGAUUGCAUCAUAUUGUGUUUAAAGUGUCAUUGCUGAUUUCCAGGGAAAGAAUAAAAAAGAGGUUUCAGCA
Molecule: messenger RNA, 1726 nt
Organism: Misgurnus anguillicaudatus (oriental weatherfish)
Lineage: Eukaryota; Metazoa; Chordata; Actinopteri; Cypriniformes; Cobitidae
Gene: ppme1
Product: protein phosphatase methylesterase 1
Biological process (GO): protein demethylation
Molecular function (GO): protein methylesterase activity
Source: RefSeq, a predicted model, not a curated record